Molecule: messenger RNA, 2166 nt
Organism: Temnothorax curvispinosus
Lineage: Eukaryota; Metazoa; Arthropoda; Insecta; Hymenoptera; Formicidae
Product: myosin-3-like
Exons: 5
Coding region: 1-2166 (721 amino acids)
Molecular function (GO): catalytic activity
Source: RefSeq, a predicted model, not a curated record
AUGGAAGAUAUGUGGGAUGAAAAGAGUGAAAAAGACAUUCUGAUAGCACUGACAAUGCAAAUGAGAGACAUGAAGGAUAUGCUCACGCAGGAAAAUAAAGAAAUUAAAAGUGAAGUGCAACAGCUGAAAGAGGAAUUGCGUGCCGAAAGAGAGAGAAAUGUCUUAAGAGAAAGGGAUCUAGAAAAGAAAAUAGAGGGAAAGCUAAAAAAUUUUGAGAAGAAAUUAUCGGGAAGCGAGCAAGCAAAUAAAAUCAAAACAAUAGAAGCUAGACUUAGUAAGAUCGAGGAAGGCAAUCAGAAGAAUAUACCGAGAACAAGCGAAAAUACAGAUGAAUUGAGGAAACAAGUAAAGGAAAUGGAAAUCAUGAUGGAGAAAAAGGACAGAGAAGAAAGAAAGAAUAAUAUUAUUAUAAAAGGCUUGAAUGUAGGAAGGGAAAGAAGAGGCCUGGAAAAGAAAGUAGAAGAAUUUGUGAAAGAGCGGCUGGGAGUAGAGGCGAAGGUGGAAAGAGCAAGAUUAGUAGGAGGAGAAAAAAUAAUACAGGCAAAAAUAAAGGAUCAAGAAAAUAAAAGGAAAAUAAUGGGAAGUAAAAGCCGACUGGGAAGAGAAGAAAUCUACAUUGAAAACGACAGAACGGUAAAAGCAAGGGAAAUACAAAGGAAGAUUGUAAAGAUGGCAAAAGAACAGAGAACGCAAGGAAAGGAAGUGGUAGUUAGAUAUUGGAAGUUAAAAAUAGAAGAUAAAUGGUACAGAUGGAAUGAAACCAAAGCAGAGUUAGAAUUGCAGACGUUUUUCCAAGCGGAGGCCGACGAAAGAGGCGAAGAGGACGGCACGAGAAUGGAGAAAAAUAGAGAUUUCUGGGACUACGUGAAAAAGUUUGACAUAGUCAACCUCACAGAAACCUGGAUAGAAGAGAAAGGGUGGAAGAAGAUAGAGCAUCUGCUGCCAACGGACUUUAACUGGGAAAUACAAUAUGCAAAGAGAGAUAAAAAGAAGGGCAGAGGAUCUGGAGGCAUGAUAACCGGAAUAAGGAAAGCAAUAAAAAAAGAAAGCGUACAAAAGGACAGCCAAGGGAUAAUCAGCUGUAAUGUGCAAAUCGGGAAGGAAAAAUGGAGGAUUAUAUCAAUAUACAACAGGGAGGGAAAGAAAGCUCUCUUAGAAGAGAUGGAGGAAUUAACAGAAAAUAAAGGUCACAGGAAAACAAUAAUAGGUGGUGACUUCAACGCCCAAACAGCCGAAAAAGGCGGAAUUUUGUGGAAUGGAGAAGAAGAGGAUAGAAUAAGGAAGUCAAAGGAUAAAACUGAAAACAGACAGGGAGCUGAACUUAUAGAGACAGUAGAAAAAAUGGGACUUGGAUUACUGAAUGGAACUAUGGAGGGUGACGAGCAAGGAGAAUGGACGUUUGCGGGAACACUAGGAAGCUUGGUAACAGAUUAUGCAAUUUGCAACGCAGAAGCUUGGGACGUAAUAGAAGAAUUCAAAGUAGGAGAAAGAACCGAAUCAAACCACAUGCCGUUGGAAUUAAUACUACAGACAACCGCAGAAGUGGAAUUAGAACAAGAAACCGAGAAAAAGGAAGAGAAAGAGAUAGAAGACUGGUCAGAAGAGGGAAAGUACAUAAAGAAGGAGAGAGGAGGAAGAGAGAAGCCGGAUAAUAGCAUCGGAGAAGAACAAUGGAAAAGACACUUUAUGGAAUUACUAGAGGAAAGAGAUACAAGAAAGAAAAACAAAGAACCAAAAGAGCAGCAAGAGGAAGUAUUAAAAGGAAGUAUAGAGGAAAGUACGGAUGAUACAACAGAGGAGGAAGUAGGCAGAGCAAUAGCGAGAUUAAAGAAGAAGAAAGCAGCGGGAGAAGACGACGUAAAGGCGGCUUUCGACAAGGUAGAUAGGGAGUUGCUAUGGAAGAACAUGAAAGAACAAGGAAUUAGUGAAAGACUAAUAAAAAGACUAAAAGAUUCAUACAAGGAGACUACGACUAGAGUGAUAUCAGGAAACAAGGAGGAAUUCUUGAAGAAGAGACAAGUCGGAGGAAUGGUAAUCGGCAGAAUAAAAAUAUUUAUACUCGCAUAUGCAGACGACCUGGCAAUGAUGGCGGAGUCUGAGAAGGACAUGAAGAGAAUGUUGAGAACUCUCGAAAAAUAUCUCGAAGAAAAGAGAUUAACCCUAUAA